AAAGCAGACUAGCCCGAUCCAGUGCCUCGUCUGACAACGCAGUCGGUCGGCGAUGGCUCAGGACAUGUGCCCGGAUUCUCGCUAUACAUAUUUAAUCUAGAUUUAGACUCGCCAUGAAGGUGUUUGGCGCUAUGCCGGUAGUGUGGAGUGCUUCGUCGAGCUCUCAGGCCACUUCCGGCAAUUCGUGGUGGUGGUUCUUCUCUCCUUGGUGCUCCGGUGAGUGGGAGCCGAAGAGGAAGGGGUGCUGACCACUACCUACAUCAUGAGUAAGUAUGUUUUCACCCUGGAUCUAGAGCUUUUGAUCUUUCCCCCACAACUCUCUUCAUGCCGCCGAGGUAGAGGAAGAGGAGGUGAGUGGAUGCCACAUCAGUCUCCAAUUAUGCUACCACUAAGAUUUUGAUCAUCGAGAUCAUCAACAGGCGUGCUUGGAGUGGAGUUAUGACAUAGAUCGUUUACAUGCCGGCCUCUGUCACUGGUUUACUUCUUCUGGUCAAAUUAAAGGGCGAACUUCUGGAGUUUGUUGGCUCCAUUCUUUCAUCCCGAUCUGUCAUUUCCAGAUGGGUGGCAAUCCAGUUCCAGACAAGCUUUUGCAAGCUUUGGUACGUGCUCCGGUGGAGAUGGCGAAGCGGAUCUGCCGCCCCCAAGUUGUUCAUCCUCGGUGGCAACCGCUCUGGUCUUCCGCGGGUACCGUUUACCUGGAUCGUAUUGCAUUUCUAGUUUUGUUCUGGGGUCCUCUAUGGAAGAUGCAAGUUAAAAAAUGUUCACUUAUAUUGUGCACAGAUCAUCCAUGUAAAACAGUUUUUGUAGCUAUCGAACAACACGUCCUAAAUCUAACAAAACUUACUUCUUGCAUAAACGCUUUACAUGAGAUUAAGCUAGUCCGCAUGGAUUGAUGACUAGGGUAUUAUGAAAGAAAUUUUUUAAUACUAUGUUGUUUAACAUAUUGUGUAGCAGUUACCGACUGCGUUUGCAUUUGUCGAGUAGGGUAGCAGUUACCAUGGCUCAGGACAUCCCUGCCGACAGAGUGAAGCAAACACGUCCUCCCCCUCUCUAUAUCUCUCUAUUUCAUACACUCGUUGUCAUGUAUUUGCAUUUGUCAGCUUUGUUGUACUCUUUACUUGGAGUGUUGGAUGUUGUGAUAAAUGAGGUUGGAACCACUCGCUAGUCUUCAGCGGCGAGGUUAGUACUCUCUCUUGUUCUCUUCUAUAUAAGGCACACAUCAUCUUAAUAACUCUAUUGUCUCCCACUACCUACCUCCCCCUCCUCUCUUGUCUCCCUUCAUCUCCCUUCCAUAUACCUUUUUUAACGGGGUUGGGUCCCCAAGGAGCCAGAGUCCAUUAGACAAGUGUAAAAAUACUUUUUACAAAAAUACCCUAUAUAAAGUAGAAAUUGCAGCCUAGUCCAAGCAGUUUACAGCAAGGACCCCAUAUCAUCAUGAUAGAUUGUAAUUAUACCCUGCCUAAAAGCAUCACCAAGAUCCAAGACCUCUAUCGCCCGGGGAUGAACUACUUGGGAUGGAGGCCUCGCCGCAGCAACUCAUCGUUCGUGGAUAGGUUUGCAGGCCCUUGAUGGACACUUGACUGCCUCCCUUAUGGCGUCAAGCCGGGAGGAAUAGCAGGAGCUGGUGCCGAAGUCGCUAGAAAUGCCUUCCUACCUUGGCCGUGGUCAUUUGUCAACGUCAUUUUCGUCGUCACGUAGUAUUAGCGGUCAAUAUCGAUAAUCCCGAGGCAACCGAUAGAUGUCUCAAAUUCUUGCCGCUCUUGUUCUAAAGCCUCCACAUACAUAGUAUGUAAUUUCACAAAAAAAAUAUACACAGAAAAUAUAUACAUACUAUGUAUAUAUAUAUAUAUGUGUGUGUCCGAUUUAAUAGUAUAGUGGUAACGUUCUUCUUGAGAACAGAAGGAACACGCGAUACAGCACAAAAAUGGCUCCUCGAGACCGCAGGACGACCCGAUCAAAAGAUUUCCUCCUGAGCUCCGGAACGGCGACCGUGGCGGUGAAGUCACCCGGCGCCGUCCCGGACACGCCGCCGGUCCCGUUCGCGUACGGGGGGCUGCUGUACCAGCAGAGCGGCGGGCGACGGAGGUGGCGCGAGUGCACCGUCGUGCUGGGCGCCGUGGCCAUGGUGGCGCUCUUCGUCACCCACGCGCUUCUCCCAAGGGCCAGCGUGUUGUCCGAGGAGACGCCCGGGGAGGCACGAGCGGAGCAGAACAUCAUGGUCUCCGCCGGCGCCGAUGCCGACGGGUUCCCGUGGAGCAACGAGAUGCUGCAGUGGCAGCGCACCGGGUUCCAUUUCCAGCCCGAGAAGAACUACAUGAACGAUCCCAACGCUCCCAUGUACUACCGUGGACGGUACCACUUCUUCUAUCAGUACAACCCCACGGGCGUCGUCUGGGGCAACAUCACCUGGGGCCACGCCGUGUCGCGGGACCUGGUCCACUGGCGCCACCUUCCCCUCGCCAUGGUGCCCGACCAGUGGUACGACAUCCACGGCGUCUUGACGGGCUCCGCCACCAUACUCCCCAACGGCACGGUCAUCGUGCUCUACACGGGGAAAACCGACACCUCCGCUCAGGUCCAGUGCCUUGCCCUUCCCGCCGACCCAGCUGACCCUCUCCUUGUCAACUGGACCAAGCAUCCUGCCAACCCCGUCAUCCUCCCGCCCCCCGGCAUCGGCCUCCAAGACUUCCGCGACCCCACCACCGCCUGGUUUGACCAGUCUGACCUGACAUGGCGCACCCUCAUCGGCUCCAAGGACGACAACGGCCAUGCCGGCAUCGCCUUGAUGUACAAAACCAAAGACUUCAUCAGGUACGAGCUCAUCCCGGGGGUGCUCCACCGCGUCGAGGGCACUGGCAUGUGGGAGUGCGUCGACUUCUACCAGGUUGGCGGCGGCAACAACUCCUCUAAGGAGGCCCUGUACGUGUUGAAGGCGAGCAUGGACGAUGAACGGCAUGACUACUACGCGCUUGGGAGGUAUGAUGCGGCGACCAACACGUGGACACCACUGGACCCAAAGCUGGACGUGGGGAUCGGACUGAGGUAUGACUGGGGAAGGUUUUUCGCUGCCACGUCUUUCUACGACCCGGUGAAACGGCGGCGCGUGAUGUGGGCCUAUGUCGGCGAGACCGACUCCUUGAGUGCCAACGUUGCCAAGGGAUGGGCUUCGGUCCAGACGAUUCCGAGGACGGUAGAGUUGGAUGAGAAGACCCGGACGAACCUCCUCCAAUGGCCGGUGGAGGAGAUCGAGACCCUCCGCUUCAACAGCACCGACUUUGGCGUCAUCACUAUCCACACUGGAUCCAUUAUACCUCUUUGCCUCCGCCAAGCCACCCAGCUUGACAUCGAGGCCUCCUUUCGCCUAGACACUUCCGCUAGUGCCAUCAUCAACGAGGCUGACGUCAACUACAACUGCAGCACCAGCGGCGGAGCCUCAACCAUGGGUGUGCUUGGUCCCUUCGGCCUCCUCAUCCACGCUACUGGUAAUGGUGGCAGCGAACAACUCGCGGUUUACUUCUAUGUAUCGAGGGGCCGUGACGGGGCACUCCGAACCCACUUCUGCCAUGACGAGUUGUUGUCGUCUCGGGCGAAUGAUGUCAUGAAGCGGGUGGUGGGCAGCACAGUGCCGGUGCUCGACGGCGAGGCUCUAUCUGUGAGGGUGCUCGUGGACCAUUCGAUUGUGGAGAGUUUCGCAAUGGGCGGGAGGUUGACGGCCACGUCGCGGGUGUACCCGAUGGAAGCCAUCCACAUGGCAGCGGGGGUAUACCUUUUCAACAACGCCACCGGCUCCUCCAUCACCGUCGAGAAGCUUGUAGUUCAUGAGAUGGCCUCAGCAUCUUACAAACAGACUUUUGGGGCCGGCGACGCCUAGUAGCUUCAGUAAGCUAUAUACUAAUGUGGUAAUGGGGUUAGGAUCCUCUGCAGUAGUCCACCAUGCAGAAAGGUUACUGCUGUGUGGACCCGGCCCCACAUGUCAUCCGCACUACAGCACCAUACAAGACUGCAAUAAUAACGACGGCUAAUACCUGUA
This is a messenger RNA of Aegilops tauschii subsp. strangulata, 4030 nucleotides long. Its product is annotated as sucrose:sucrose 1-fructosyltransferase-like. Lineage: Eukaryota; Viridiplantae; Streptophyta; Magnoliopsida; Poales; Poaceae. Gene Ontology annotation, biological process: carbohydrate metabolic process. Gene Ontology annotation, molecular function: hydrolase activity, hydrolyzing O-glycosyl compounds. The record is from RefSeq and is a predicted model, not a curated record.